Molecule: messenger RNA, 13989 nt
Organism: Salvelinus fontinalis (brook trout)
Lineage: Eukaryota; Metazoa; Chordata; Actinopteri; Salmoniformes; Salmonidae
Product: chromodomain-helicase-DNA-binding protein 3-like
Exons: 39
Coding region: 215-6775 (2186 amino acids)
Biological process (GO): chromatin remodeling; negative regulation of transcription by RNA polymerase II
Cellular component (GO): nucleus; NuRD complex; chromatin
Molecular function (GO): ATP-dependent chromatin remodeler activity; ATP binding; DNA binding
Source: RefSeq, a predicted model, not a curated record
AUAGUCAGCCAUUUUUUAUGUAAGGGGAUUUUUCUUAUUGGGGGGGUUGUUAAAAAAUAAAUAUAAGAGCGGCCAUCUUUGUUUCCCUGCCUUGUAGUGUAAAAUAUUCCAAAACGGCCCCCACUUUUUUUCUGGUGUCGAUUUGAAUAUUAAAUAAAUAUCAUAAUUCCGGAGGGUUUCUGAUUUCGAGGACGGAGCCGAUGACAGGAAUAUAAUGUCCUCUCCUCUCCGGUCCUGUGAGGAAGACCAGGGCAUGUUGGUUAAUUCCGAGGGAGUGGAUUUUGAUGAAGAAGACGAGGACGACGGAGAUCUAGACGAGAACGCAAGCGACAUAAACUCGCCGGCGGCGCCUCGAGAAACUGCAACACUAGCCGCGCCAGUAGAGGAAGAAAGGGAAGCAUCAGACAGGGCCAGUCUAGGGAGGAAGAAACGAGGGCCCAAGAAGAAGGAGACAAAGAAGAAGGAGAAAGAGAAAGAAGGAAAACCAGUUAAAGCCAAAAAACGGAAAAAGAUUGAAAGUGAUGUAGAGAGAGACUCGGAGCGAGAGAGAGAUUAUGGUGAGAACUCCGACAGCGCAGCGAGUGACUUCUCUGGCGAGAAAAAGAAGAAGAAGAAACACAAGGAAAAGAAGGAGAAGAAAACCAAGAAGAAGAAAAAAGAUGAUGGGGUCAGCACGCACGAGGAGACAACAAAGCCAAUAGAACAGAAGACGUCGGCCCAGCUGGCUAUGGACUGGGGUCUGGAGGAUGUGGAUCAUACAUUCACUGAAGAUGAUUACCGCACACUCACCAACUACAAAGCCUUCAGCCAGUCCAUGAGGCCCAUGAUCGCCAAGAAGAACCCUAAGAUCCCCAUGUCUAAGAUGAUGACCAUCCUGGGGGUUAAGUGGAGGGAGUUCAGCUCCAACAACCCCUUCAAGGGCUCCGGUGCUGCAGCCGUGGCAGCUGCAGCCGCCGCCGCCGCCAUCGCCGUCGCCGAGCAGGUCUCCGCGGCAACCCCAUCCCCGGAGCCGCCUCCACCCCGGAAGCAGCCCCAACCCCUACGGCCGCCCCCCCAGCCGCCACCCCCGCUCCGCAAGGCCAAGACCAAAGAGGGCAAAGGCCCUGGGUAUAAGAAGAGUCGCAGUAAGAGUCCUCGUGUUCUGGCUGAGAGGAAGAAGGCGGUGGCAGCAGCAGUAGCGGCUUCAGUAGCUAAAGCCAAGAAGAUGUCCCCCAUACGCAUAAAACUGGGGGCCUUAGGCAACAAGAGGAAGAAGAGCAGCUCUAGUGGUGAUGAUGUUGAUGAGGAGGACUCGCUGCAGGAGGACUCCAGUGUCCACAGCUCCUCGGUCCGCUCCGACAGCUCCUCCCGGGUCAAGAAGAACAAGAGAGGACGUCCGGCCAAGAAGAGUAAGAAAAUGCUGGAUGAGGGUGAGGUGGAGGGGGAUGGUUAUGAGACAGACCACCAGGACUACUGUGAGGUGUGCCAGCAGGGAGGGGAGAUCAUUCUGUGUGACACCUGUCCUAGGGCCUACCACCUGGUCUGUCUGGAGCCUGAGCUGGAGAAGGCCCCCGACGGCAAGUGGAGUUGCCCCCACUGUGAGAAAGAGGGGAUCCAGUGGGAAGCGAAGGAUGAGGACUUUGAGGAGUUUGAGGAGGAGAGUGAGGACAUGGUGGUACCAGAGGUACCUGGGGUUGGACUGCUGGUAGGACUGGAGGAAGAGGAGGAUGACCACAUUGAGUUCUGCAGGGUCUGUAAAGAUGGGGGGGAACUAUUAUGCUGUGACACCUGCACUUCCUCCUACCACAUCCACUGUCUCAACCCGCCCCUGCCUGAGAUCCCCAACGGAGAGUGGCUGUGUCCACGCUGCACUUGUCCUGCUAUCAAGGGCAGGGUGCAGAGGAUCCUCCACUGGCGAUGGGGCGAGCCCCCCGAUCCUGUACCCGUGCCCCCUGCCCCCGAUACCCCUCCUGAUGCUUCCCCGCCACCCCCCAUGAAGGGCAGGGCUGAGAGGGAGUUCUUUGUCAAGCUGACCGGACAGUCCUACUGGCACUGUACCUGGAUCACUGAACUACAGCUGGAGAUCUUCCACUCGGUGAUGUUCCGUAACUACCAGAGGAAGACAGAUAUGGAUGAGCCUCCCAGUCUGGACUAUGGGUCAGGGGGAGAGGAGGAGAGUGUUAAGAGUGAGAAGAGGAGGCUGAAAGACCCAGACUAUGCUGCCCUGGAUGACAAGUUCUAUAAAUACGGCAUCAAGCCUGAAUGGAUGAUGGUCCACCGCAUCAUUAACCACAGUAUGGACAAGAAAGGGAUAUACCACUACCUGGUCAAGUGGAGAGACCUGACCUAUGACCAGUGCACAUGGGAGAGAGACGAUCUGGAGAUGCCAGAGUUUGUCAUUCACAAGGCCAACUACUGGGCACACAGGGAUGAGGUGAUGAAGGAGGCCCCAGACAUGCCGAGGAGGAUGAGGAGGAUGAGGAUGGAAGAGAGCGAAGACCCCCACAGAUCACCUGUCAACGACCCUACAAUAAAGUACGAGGAGCAGCCAGACUUUGUGACGGCGACGAGGGGCACUCUGCACCUGUACCAGCUGGAGGGGCUCAACUGGCUGCGUUUCAGCUGGGCACAGGGCACUGACACCAUCCUGGCAGACGAGAUGGGGCUGGGCAAGACUAUCCAGACCAUCGUGUUCCUCUACUCACUCUUCAAAGAGGGCCACACUAGGGGCCCGUUUCUGGUGAGUGCCCCCCUCUCCACCAUCAUUAACUGGGAGAGAGAGUUUGAGAUGUGGGCCCCUGACUUCUACGUGGUGACCUACACAGGGGACAAGGACAGCAGAGCCAUCAUCAGAGAGAACGAGCUGACCUUCGACGACACGGCCGUACGGGGAGGGAAGAAAACCUUCAAACUGAGGAGAGAAGCCCCUAUAAAGUUCCAUGUCCUGUUGACGUCCUAUGAGCUGGUGACGAUAGACCAGACCUCCCUGAAGUCUAUAGACUGGGCCUGUCUAGUGGUGGACGAAGCCCACCGCCUCAAGAACAACCAGAGCAAGUUCUUCAGACGUCUGAAUGACUAUACGAUUGACCACAAGCUGCUGCUGACUGGUACUCCUCUACAGAACAACCUGGAGGAGCUGUUUCACCUGCUCAACUUCCUCACUCCCAACCGUUUCAAUAAUCUGGAGGGGUUCCUGGAGGAGUUUGCAGACAUCUCCAAGGAGGACCAGAUCCAGAAGCUCCAUGACCUGCUGGGUCCCCACAUGUUGAGGAGGCUGAAGGCUGACGUCUUCAAGAACAUGCCGGCAAAGACUGAGCUCAUCGUACGAGUGGAACUAAGCCCCAUGCAGAAGAAAUACUACAAGUUGAUUCUGACGAGGAACUUUGAGGCUCUGAACUCUAAAGGAGGAGGUAACCAGGUGUCUCUACUCAACAUCAUGAUGGACCUGAAGAAGUGUGCCAACCACCCCUACCUCUUCCCCGUCGCCUCCAUGGAAGCCCGCAAGACGGCGAGCGGAGCGUACGAGGGCACGGACCUCACAAAGGCUUCUGGGAAACUGACUCUGUUGCAGAAGAUGAUGAGGAAACUGAAGGACCAGGGACACCGGGUGCUAGUCUUCUCACAGAUGACUAAGAUGUUGGACCUAUUGGAGGACUUCUUGGACUUUGAGGGUUAUAAGUACGAGAGGAUCGACGGAGGAGUCACAGGAGCUCUGAGACAGGAGGCCAUAGACAGGUUCAAUGCUCCUGGUGCUCCUCAAUUCUGUUUCCUGCUGUCCACCAGGGCAGGGGGUCUGGGUAUUAACCUGGCUACAGCAGACACUGUUGUCAUCUUCGACUCAGACUGGAACCCCCACAAUGACAUCCAGGCAUUCAGCCGCGCCCACCGCAUCGGGCAGGCCAACAAGGUGAUGAUCUACCGUUUCGUGACCCGUGCCAGUGUGGAGGAGCGCAUCACCCAGGUGGCAAAGAGGAAGAUGAUGCUGACCCACCUGGUGGUGAGGCCCGGCCUGGGCUCCAAGGCUGGAUCCAUGUCCAAACAGGAACUGGACGACAUCCUCAAGUUCGGCACCGAGGAACUCUUCAAGGACGAGAUCGAAUUCCUCUCACCACCACGUAUGUCCACUCUCUCUCCCCUACGCUGUCCAGCGGGGGACAACAGGGAUGAUGAGGGCAGUGUGAUCCACUACGACAGCUCAGCCAUCGAGAGACUGCUGGACCGGAGCCAGGACGCUACAGACGACACAGACAUGCAGAACAUGAACGAAUACCUCAGCUCCUUCAAAGUGGCCCGCUACAUGGUUCGAGAGGAGGAUAAGGUUGAGGAGGUGGAGCGUGAGAUCAUUAAGCAGGAGGAGUGUGUGGACCCAGAAUACUGGGAGAAGCUGCUGAGACAUCACUAUGAGCAACAACAGGAGGACCUGGCUAGUAAACUGGGCAAGGGCAAGAGGAACCGCAAGCCUGUCAACUACAACGACGCAGCACAGGAGGACCAAGAGUGGCAUGCUGGUAUUUCAGAUAACCAGUCCGAGUACUCUGUGGGCUCUGAGGAGGAGGAUGAAGACUUCGAUGAGAGGCCAGAAGGUUCUCGCCGACAGUCCCGUCGGCAGAUGAGGAACGAGAGAGACAAGCCACUUCCCCCCCUGUUGGCCAGAGUAGGAGGAAACUUGGAGGUAUUGGGCUUCAACACGCGCCAGAGGAAAGCCUUCCUAAACGCGGUGAUGCGUUGGGGCAUGCCCGCACAGGACGCCUUCUCCUGCCAGUGGCUGGUCAGAGACCUGAGGGGCAAGAGUGAGAAGGAGUUCAAGGCGUAUGUCUCCCUGUUCAUGCGUCACCUGUGUGAGCCCGUGGCCGACGGUGCCGAGACGUUUGCAGACGGCGUGCCGAGGGAGGGCCUGUGUCGGCAGCCUGUGCUCACCCGCAUUGGGGUCAUGUCCCUGGUCAAGAAGAAGAUCCAGGAGUUUGAGCACAUCAAUGGGCGGUGGAGUCUUCCAGAACUGAAGCCAGAGAUGAAGCCAGAGGCCCUGAGACCAGAGGUCAGUGUGUCUUCUUCCUCCAGAGCCUCCUCCCCUGGGGGGACCAUGAAGACCGCUACGCCCACCCCUGACCCCAGCUGUACCUCAGACAACACCCCCUGCACCUCAAAACCAGCUACCCCUGCUCCGUCGGACAAACUAGAGAAGAACGGGAAAGAUGGAGAGAAGGAAGAGGAAGAUGAGGAGGGUAAGGCCUCAUCUGAGCCAGAGAAAGAUGGCGAGAAGGAGAAGGACGAGGGGAAGGAGGAAGAGAGCAACAAGAGUGCAGACACUGAAGAGCCUCCAAUCUCUACCAAAGAAGCACUACAAGAAUUAUCCCCUUGCACAACAACAGACAAGGAUGAGAAGGGUACAAAAGAGGAGGAUGAGGGGAAAGAAACCAAAACGACUGACACCCCUCCGGCCCUAGUGGAGGAGAAGAAAGUUGAGGAGGAGAGUAAGGAGGAGGGGUUUUCCGGAGAAACAACUAAGCAAGGGUCGGAGGUCAAAGAUGAGAAACCAGGUAGUGUAACACUCUCGCCUGGAGAGAAGGUGGAGGAGGAGAAAGAGAAGGUCAACAACAAGGAAAGAGACAUGGAGAAGAGUGAGGAGGCCCCUGUCCUCACAGAAGGGCCAGACAACAUGGAAAGGAUGGAGCGACAGCAACCCUCUGACGUGAGGAAAGAGGAAGUAAAAGGUGAAAAGGAUGCUGGGAAAGAAGUGGCUAAGGAGGAGGUUGCCAAAGAUGCCUUGCCGAAACCCCCCAUCACCUCCCCCGAGCGGCGGCGCUUCAUGUUCAACAUCGCUGACGGGGGCUUCACGGAGCUGCAUACACUGUGGCAGAACGAGGAGCGGGCGGCCAUCUCCUCCGGGAAGAUGAAUGAGAUCUGGCACCGGCGACACGACUUCUGGCUGCUGGCGGGAAUCGUACUUCAUGGCUAUGCACGGUGGCAGGACAUCCAGAACGAUCCCCAGUUUGCUAUCGUCAACGAGCCCUUCAAGUCGCAGGCCAACAAGGGCAACUUCCUUGAGAUGAAGAACAAGUUCCUGGCCCGCCGCUUCAAGUUAUUAGAGCAGGCCCUGGUGAUAGAGGAACAACUGAGACGGGCAGCCUACCUGAAUAUGACCCAGGACCCAGUCCACCCCGCCAUGGCGUUGAACGCCCGUUAUGCCGAGGUGGAGUGUCUGGCCGAGUCCCACCAACACCUCAGCAAGGAAUCCCUGGCCGGGAACAAACCGGCCAACGCCGUGCUGCAUAAAGUGCUGAACCAGUUAGAGGAGCUGCUGAGCGACAUGAAGGCUGACGUGACACGGCUCCCCGCCACGCUGUCCCGGGUCCCGCCCAUCGCCGCACGCCUGCAGAUGUCAGAGAGGAGCAUCCUCAGCAGGCUGGCCAGCAAGGGCACUGACACACACCCGCCCCCGACCAUCCCUCCAGGACCCUACGCCACUCCUCAGAACUUUGGGCCCCCCUUCACCCCCACCCCCCCGGGAGUCUUACCCAUGGGAGGAGCCAACUACAGCCAGAUGCCUCCUGGAUCCUUCGUAUCAGAAGCCCCAGAAGCCCCGGGUGGCGGUGGCGCCGGCUUCCUGAAGACCAAGGAGCACAACAUCAUUCAGCGGCAGCGUGUGGUCGACCUGUGGAAGGACGGCAAGUCGGAGGGGUCCAUAGGGCAGGAGCUGAGGAUGCCUAAGUCCACGGUGCACAGCAUCAUCGUCAAGUAUCGUCUCAGUAACACUGUGGAGAACCUGCCCCGCAAUGGACGGCCCAAGAAACCCUGAGGAUGGAGGGAUGGAGAAGUACAGAGAAACUCUGAGGAUGGAGGGAUGGAGAAGUACAGAGAAACCCUGAGGAUGGAGGGAUGGAGAAGUACAGAGAAACUCUGAGGAUGGAGGGAUGGAGAAGUACAGAGAAACUGAGGAUGGAGGGAUGGAAAAGUACAGAGAAACUCUGAGGAUGGAGGGAUGGAGAAGUACAGAGAAACCCUGAGGAUGGAGGGCUGGAGAAGUACAGAGAAACCCUGAGGAUGGAGGGAUGGAGUACAGAGAAACUCUGAGGGUGGAGGGAUGGAGAAGUACAGAGAAACCCUGAGGAUGUAGGGAUGGAGAAGUACAGAGAAACUCUGAGGAUGGAGGGAUGGAGAAGUACAGAAAAACCCUGAGGAUGAAGAGAUGGAGAGAGAGAAACCCUGAGGGUGGAGGGAUGGAGAAGUACAGAAAAACUCAGAGAGAGAGAGGUGAAUUGUCUGGCCCAAAAAUAGAGGGAGAAAGAGCAGAGGAAAGAGGCCUAAAAGCUGACCCUGGAGGAGAAAUGUUGGCAGAGAGGGGAAAAAACGAGAGUAUGUUAAUGUAAUCAAGAGAGAAUGUAGGUAUGAACAGCUGAAAGAACAAAAAAUGCAAAGAAAGGGGAGAUUUGUCCUUUUUCAUCCCUCCUUCCCUGUGUCAGACAAAUCUACUGGCCCGUUCUGCUCCCGACCCCGGCCGCAACGUUUCCCUUCCGGAAUCCUUCUUUAUCCAAUGGCGGAGUGAACGAGUCUGACCCCGCCCUCCUUUAUUCUUCCUCAAUCCCUCUCUCAGUCCUGCACAACUCCUCAUCCCCCACUCCCUCUCUCUUUCUCUCUCACACACACACUCACACUCCCAAACACCGCAGACCUCACACACAACAUGACCUAAACCUAUUAAGACGACUUUCUCUUUCCGUAGCCACCCUCCUAUGUUCAAUACAAUACACUGGGAUGCAAAGGCAAGCCAAAGUGGACCUUCCUGGAGUUUCUCAUUUCAACCAACAGAGCAGGAGAAAUGAAUGACUUCUAAGUAUAACACACUCCUUUCCCUGAACUCUGUCAGCCCUCGGCAUUCCACCCCCGACCAACCAUAAAGGAGCAUAGAUGGAGAGACAAAAACAACUUCCUGUUUUUAUAUUGUUGUCGUUGUAAUGAACCAAUCAACAUGAGAUGUUGAGAGGACAGCACCCAAUGGGAAGAGAGCUUGGUGUAGAGACAUGUAAUCUUUGUACUGUAUUGACCAAUCAUACUUACUGUAGCACCUUUAUAUGAGGUCACUUUAUCUUGAUGGAUGUAAGAAGGAAACAGGGGCAAUGGGGGAUCUGGUAUUGGGAUGAGGAUGUAGUGUACACUCGUAGAAAAAAGGGAUCCACAAGGGUUCUUUGGCUGUCCCCAAAACAGAACCCUUUUUGGUGUCAGGUAGAACCCUUUUGGGUUCCAUGUAGAACCCUCUGUGGGAAUCAAAUCAAACCAAAUCAAAUUGUAUUUGUCAAAUGCGCCGAAUUCAACAGGUGUAGACCUUACAGGGAAAUGCUUACUUACAAGCCCGUAACCAACAAUGCAGUUUUAAGAAAAACAAGUGUUAAGUAAAAAAUAAAUAAGUAAAAAAAUAUAUAUAUAUUUUUUAAAUUAUAGAGCAGCAGUAAAAGAAUAAUAGCUAGGCUAUUGGGUUCUACAUGUAACCCAAAAUAUAUUUUACCUUGAACCAAAAGGGGUCUACCUCGAAUCAACAAGGGUUCUUCAAGGGGUUCUCCUAUGGGGACACCCGAAGAACCCUUUUAGGUUCUAGAUAGCACCUUUUGUUCGAAGAGUGUAGUGUCAUGAAGUGUGUCUGUGUGAAAAAGUUCUCAGCUGGCGUUUCCUGUACUUCAAAGCACAAAGCGUGGCUCGACUUGUCGACCCAAAUUCCUUAAUGGAGCGACAUUACAAAGAGAUUAGGUUGGAUCUGAAGAAGGGAAAGUGAUAAUGUAUAGGACAUGCCUGUGCACAAACACAAAUUACACAUACAGUGCCUUCUGAAAGUAUCCAGAACCCUUGACUUUUUCUACAUUUUGUUAUGUCACAGACUUAUUCUAAAAUUGAUGAAAUGGUUUUUUCCCCCGCAUCAAUCUACACACAAUACCCCAUAAUGACAAAGCAAAAACGGGUUAUUCAAAUGUUUUGAAAAUGUAUUCAAAAUAAAAAACGGAAAUAUUACAUUUACAUAAUUAUUCAGACCCUUUACUCGGUACUUUGUUGAAGCCCCUUUGUCAGCGAUUACAGCAUCGAGUCUUCUUGGGUAUGACGCUACAAGCUUGGCACACCUGUAUUUGGGGAGUUUCUCCCAUUCUUCUCUGCAGAUCCUCUCAAGCCCUGUCAGGUUGGAUGGGGAGCGUUUCCUCCAGACGUGACGCUUGGCAUUCAGGCCAAAGAGUUCAAUCUUGGUUUCGUCAGACCAGAGAAUCUUGUUUCUCAUGCUCUGAGAGUCCUUUAGGUGUCUUUUGGCAAACUCCAAACGGGCUGUCAUGUGCCUUUUACUGAGGAGUGGCUUCCGUCUGGCCAUUCUACCAUAAAGGCCUGAUUGGUGGAGUGCUCCAGAGAUGGCUGUCCUUCCGGAAGGUUCUCCCAUCUCCACAGAGGAACUCUAGAGCUCUGUCAGUGACCAUCAGAUUCUUGGUCACCACCCUGACCAUUGCCCUUCUCCCCCGAUAGCUCAGUUUGGCUGGGCGGCCAGCUCUAGGAAGAGUCUUGGGGGAUCCAAAGUUCUUCCACUCAAAAUGUAUGGAGGCCACCGUGUUUUUGGGGACCUCCAAUGCUGCAGAAAUGUUCUGGUACCCAUCCCCAGAUCUGUUCCUUCACACAAUCCUGUCUCGGAGCUCAACGGCCAAUUAAUUCGGCCUCAAGGCUUGGUUUUUGCUCUGACAUGCAAUGUCAACUGCGGGACCUUAUCUAGACAGGUGUGUGCCUUUCCAAAUCAUGUCCAAUCAAUUGAACUUACCACAGCUGGAUUCCAAUCAAGUUGUGGAAACAUCUCAAGGAUGAUCAAUGGAAACAGGAUGCACCUGAGCUCAAUUUCGAAUCUCACAGCAAAGGGUCUGAAUACGUAUGUAAAUAAGGUAUUUCUGUUUUUGUUUUUUUAUAUACAUUUUCAAACAUUUCUAAAAACCUGUUUUUGCCUUGUGAUUAUGGGGUAUUAUGUGUAGAUUGCUGGGGGGAAAAAGCAUAUUUAAUACAUAAGGAUAAGGCUGUAACUAAAUAAAAUGUGGAAAAAGUGAAGGGGUCUGAAUACUUUGAGAAUGCACUGUAUAUGUGAACACACACACACACACACACACACACACACACACACACACACACACACACACAAAUCCAUACAUCACACAUAUCUGACAGUGUAAUUGUGGAUAUUCUUGUAUGUUAUCCUAAGUGGAGCUGCAAGUCUCUCUCCAAGACUGCUCUCGUCCUAAAUGGACAACUAUAAAUCCCUGUGAACUCCAAAACCUCUGCUGCCUGCGCUCGUUUGUGUUGCCAGGUCUUCUCCCCCUCCUCUGUUCAUGGUUUUCAUUUCUCUCUGAGGUGAAUGAUAGAUGCACCAGCGCAGUGUCUGUUUAGACAAGCAGGACAGAACACUCUCUCGCCUUCUCGCCUUUCUCUUCUCCCCCCUCUCUCUUGCUCUCUCUCAUUCUCUCUGAUAGGCCAGAAACAGCCGCUUGAACAAAGGAAACACAGGUAGAACAGAAUGAACAAGGGAUUAGACUACACUCCCGAGGAGGGAGAGAGAGGAGGAGGGGGAGAGAUAGGGGAGUGAAGUUGUGAAAGUGCUGGAUUGGUGAACAGGCUGACUUUGGAGUCAGAGAGAGAAAAAGAGAAAGGGGGAGGAGGGAGGGAGAAAGAUAUCUGUGGAUCGGUUUCGAGUGAAGUAUAUGAUAUGAAAACCUUUAUCUUGUAACAGCACAAGUGAUCCAUUACAUUCCCCUCACUCACAUUCUCGCUCUCUCUCUCUCCCUCUCUACCUCCUCCCGCUGUCUUUCUUCAUCUCUCUCUUUUAUUCUCUAAAUUAUUACAUCUUUCAUCUCCCUGUCUCUCCCUCUGUUUCCUUCUCUCUUUGCCUCCCCCCCCUCUUUCUCCAACUUUCCAGCUUUAUUUGUAUUACUCGUUAUCAGAUUUGAACUCACACACACAGUCACACAGCUCUAAGUUAAGUAGUCCGUCUGCCUUCCUUCCCUUGCAUUGGCCUCCACUGGGCCACAUGCCAUACGGUGUCCCUGUACCCCCCCUCAGUCUCUCUCUGGCUGGACGUACAGCAGCCACAGCCACAGCAGCGGUAGUUAUCAUUAUCAUCGCACCCAUUGCUCUCCUACAGUACACUAUCAGUGCUUUGAUCUAGACAGCGGGUGUUAUGACAGUGUAUGCCUCUCCGGGGCCAGAGACCAGCCGAAGCAGACAGGCCUGGGUCUGUUUGUGAUAGACCACCACCUCCAGGAGAGUUUAGCCUCCAGGAGUGAGUUUGAGGUCAUGACUACCAUCCGUUUAUAACUAUGACAGUGAAUCGAAAGGGAAAUGGAUGUAUAUCUUGUUGUAGGUUUCCUGCGCAAACUAAUGACAAGCAGUGUGUGUGUGUACGAGUACAUGUGUGUUUUUGUGGUGUCCCCGCAGUUAACAUGUUGGAUGGAGGUGAAGGGACAGUAGCAGCAGACUUUAUAUACCUCAGUUUAGCAUAUGCUAGUCUGCUCCGAGACACACGUGUUGGCUUGAGGCUACAGAUCUACUUGGCAAGGUGGAAGCUUAAACGCGGUCCUUCCUCUGGAUUUGUGGUGUUCCACUACCUAUUGGUGUAGUGUGUGUGUGUGUGUGUGUUUGUGUGUGUAUGUGUGUGUUUUGCAACUGUAUUUGUAAGUGUAUGCCAGCCCCAUAUUCCUCAAGCAGACCCCCAUUAAGCAUCGACUAUAUCAACUGUUUUUAAGUUCGGUUUUGUUUUAUAAUUCGUAAGUUUACAUACACUUAGGUUGGAGACAUUAAAACUCGUUUUUCAACCACUCCACAAAUUUCUUGUUAACAAACUAUAGAUUCGGCAAGUCGGUUAGGACAUCUACUUUGUGCAUGACACAAGUAAUUUUCCCAACAAUUGUUUACAGACAGAUUAUUUCACUUAUAAUUCACUGUAUCACAAUUCUAGUGGGUCAGACAUUUACAUACACUAAAUUGACUGUGCCUUUAAACAGCUUGGAAAAUUCCAGAAAAUUAUGUCAUGGCUUUCGAAGGUUCUGAUAAUUGACAUCGUUUGAGUCAAUUGGAGGUAUACCUGUGGAUGUAUUUCAAGGCCUACCUUCAAACUCAGUGCCUCUUUGCUUGACAUCAUGGGAAAAUCUAAAGAAAUCAGCCAAAACCUCAGAAAAUAAAUUGGAAACCUCCACAAGUCUGGUUCAUCCUUGGAAGCAAUUUCCAAAUGCCUGAAGGUACCACGUUCAUCUGUACAAACAAUAGUACACAAGUAUAAACACCAUGGGACCACGCAGUUCUCAUACCGCUCAGGAAGGAGACGCGUUCUGUCUCCUAGAGAGGAACGUACUUUGGUGCGAAAAGUGCAAAUCAAUCCCAGAACAACAGCAAAGGACCUUGUGAAGAUGCUGGAGGAAACAGGUACAAAAGUAUCUAUAUCCACAGUAAAACGAGUCCUAUAUCGACAUAACCUGAUAGGCCGCUCAGCAAGGAGGAAGCCCCUGCUCCAACACCGCCAUAAAAAAGCCAGACUACGGUUGGCAACUGCACAUGGGAACAGCGAUCAUACUUUUUGGAGAAAUGUCCUCUGGUCUGAUGAAACAAAAAUAGACCUGUUGGGCCAUAAUGAUCAUUGUUAUGUUUGGAGAAAAAAGGGUGAGGCUUGCAAGCUGAAUAACACCAUCCCAACCGUGAAGCAUGGGGGUGGCAGCAUCAUAUUGUGGGGGUGCUUUGCUGCAGGAGGGACUGGUGCACUUCACAAAAUAGAUGACAUCAUGAGGACGGGAAAUUAUGUGGAUAUAUUGAGACAUCAGACAUCAAGACAUCAGUCAGGAAGUUAAAGCUUGGUCGCAAAUGGUUCUUCCAAAUGGACAAUGACCACAAGCAUACUUCCAAAGUUGUGGCAAAAUGGCUUAAGGACAACAAAGUCAAGGUAUUGGAGUGGCCAUUACAAAGCCCUGACCUCAAGCCCUGACCUCAAUCCUCUGCCCACACAAUCCUAUAAAUGUGUGGGCAGAACUGAAAAAGCAUGUGCAAGCAAGGAGGCCUACAAACCUGACGCAAUUACACCAGCUCUGUCAGGAGGAAUGGACCAAAAUUCACCCAACUUAUUGUGGGAAGCUUGUGGAAGGCUACCCAAAACGUUUGACCCAAGUUAAACAAUUUAAAGGCAAUGCUACCAAAUACUAAUUGAGUGUAUGUAAACUUCAGACCCACUGAGAAUGUGAUGAAAUAAAUACUGAAAUAAAUCAUUCUCUCUACUAUUAUUCUGACAUUUCACAUUCUUAAAAUAAAGUGGUGAUCCUAUCUGACCUAAGACAGGGAAUUUUUUACUAGGUUAAUUGUCAGGAAUUGUGAAAAACGGAGUUGAAAUGUAUUUGGCUAAGGUGUACUUCCGACUUCAGCUGUAGUUAUUCUGAAUGUAUAUGCCAGCUCGCUCAUUAAGAAGGUUGUCAUACGUGCUCGGAAGCAAAUGGUGUGUAUCAUUCUGUUCAUCAGUGUAGUACGUGCUGUCUCUCUCUCUACCUCUCUUUUUCUCCCCCUCUCUCCCUCCCCCUCUCUCUCUACCUCUCUUUUUCUCCCCCUCUCUCUCUCUCUCUUUUUCUCCCCCUCUCCCUCUCUUUUUCUCCCCCUUUCUCUCUCCCUCUUUUUCUCCCCCUCUCUCUCCCUCUCUUUUUCUCCCCCUCUCUCUCUCUCUCUCCCUCUCUCUCACUCCCUCUAUCUUGAUUUUCUUUUCUCUUUCACACGUUUCCUGAUGCUGAGCGUUCAGGGUAAAGAUUAAGAGAGUGAUGGCGUGUGACAUUGUGAUCAUUCUUGUGGAGGACGGGGCUUUGAUUCAGCACAACAUGCCUUGACCUCUGUUAAUCAUGGAAUGGAGAAACAUUUUAAGUCGGACAUCAAACAAAGUCCAGGGUUUAAUGUGGUCUGUCUGUCUGUCUGUCUGUCUGUCUGUCUGUCUGUCUGUCUGUCUGUCUGUCUGUCUGUCUGUCUGUCUGUCUGUCUGUCUGUCUG